AGGCUAGGACUGCCUUGUCAUUGUAUCCAGAGAGAAACGCGUGGUCAGCGGUACCACCAGCCUCACUGCAGCAUAACUGGUAAGCUGGCAAUUUGGCAAACUAAAACCCACACAGACAAUACUGUGCUGCAGCUGUUUGUUUGUUUUCACACGAACAACCUGAGGUACAUGGUGGUGUGCAAAGUUGGACUUGAUCCCAGACAUGGAUACUGAACAGAUUAUUGAGGUUUUAGAUACGUCAGAGACUCCACAGCAAGUCGAGACGGUAAUGGAAAAAGAGGUUGUGUCAAAGCUGGAGCCACCAGAGGAAUCCGGUGAGCCUGAGAAGCCACCAGCUGUUGAGGAAGAGGCCGAGCAGCUGGCAGUGAACGGUCACGAUGCAGAAGUCGUAAAUUUAAAAGAAACAGAAGAGUCGAUUGUGACGCCGUCAGAAGAAAAAACUGAAAUGAAGGUGGAGGAAAGCUUGUUGGCAGAAAAGCCUGACGUGGAGUCUGGGCCUGGUCCAGUGCCACCACCAGAACCAGAUGAGUCAUCCGAAACGAUCCCUGAACCAGUCGUGGCUUUGCAUGCUGAACCAGAAAACACAGAACAGCAGCCUGUGCCAGAGAAGGACCCAGAACCACUGCUUUUGCAGACGCCUCUGGCAGAGAGCGCCCCUGAACCAGAGCCAGAGAAAUUGGCAGAAUCGGUUCCAGAAGCUGAACUGCAGCAAACAUUAACGGAACCAGCCGUGACACAGCAGCCAGCGGAUCCACAGACAACCACACAGGAGGAGAAAGUGUCGGAAAAAGUGGAGACUACAAUGAGUUCUGGGGCAGAAGGAGUUGCCAAAGAGGCAGAAAAAGCGGCGGAGACUGUGUUGGCGACAGAAGUUUCCUCACAAGCUGCAACAUUAAAACAAGAGGCAUCCGUUGAAAGUGGAAUUGUGAAGCCUGCAGAGGACGAGAAGGAAGUUAAACCUGUUGAGUCUGAUACUCCAAAAGGAGCUGAAGCAGCAGCAGCAGAAGGUGAAGCUGGUAAACCUAAGCAGGACGAGGCUGAGAUUCAAAAGGAAGAAGAUGUAGUCCCUGCAUCCGGCUCCCUGUCUUUUGCCAUUUUAGAACGGGAGCAGACCAAAGAUGCUCUGCGAGUGUCUCGCACCCUUGUUGUCAUCAGAGGACUUCCAGGAAGCGGCAAAAGCUUCUUGGCACGUGCCAUCGCCGACACCUACAAAGACAACUGCUCCGUCAUCCGCGCUGAUGACCAUGGUGUGAAGCCAGAGAGUCCAGAAUCCUCUGCUGAUGGGUACAAAGCUCUGGAUGAGGCCGUGGUAGCGCGCUGCAGCGAGGGAUCAAGUUCAACUGCCGUGAUAGUGGUGGAUGACACCAACCACACUCAGGAUCGCCUGGCCCGCCUCGGGGAGCUCGCGGAGCAACACCAUUUUGUUGUCGUCUUCUUGGAGCCACAAACCGAAUGGAACAGAGACGUAGCGCAGCUGGGCAAGAAGACGAAGCGUGGCCUGGAGGAGGCCCAACUGGAAGCAAUGAAAGCCUCACUGGAGGAAAUGUCCCUCCCUCUGUUCUUUGGCUGGUUUCUUCAGUCCUCUGCCCAGGAGAAGGUUAGGUGCACAUCAAUGGACUUCCUGAAAACACUGGACACCUUGGAAGUCUUCAAGAAACACCUGAGUGACUUCACGGGAAAAGCUGAGAAGGAGGUGGACCUGGAGCAAUACUUUAAAGCCAAUUGGACCCUCCAUUGCACUACCAAAUUUUGUGACUAUGGAAAAGCAGAGGGGGCUAAAGAGUAUGCACAGACUCCAGCUGUUAAAGAUUUCUAUGGCGCUGCAUUCGAGCUGUCACUGAGUGCCCUCUUUGUCACUCCUCGCACUGUUGGUGCCAGAGUGUCCCUCACAGAGGAGCAGCUCCUGCUGUGGCCAGCUGAUGCCGAAAAGGAGGCAGGGUCUGCUGUCCCCGCAGCUGCCUCCCUGCCUCUGGGAAGCCGCGCCCAUGUCACUCUGGGCUGUGCGGAGGGUGUGCAGCCAGUUCAAACAGGUCUAGAUCUGCUUGAAAUCCUGGCCCUGCAGCAGGAGGGCCAGCAGGGGGAGCUGGUCGAGGAGAUGGAGCUGGGCUCGCUGGCCUAUUUCGGCGAAGGAAGGUGGCUGCUCAGCCUCAGAGAGCCCAUUGGCGCGCUGGCCUGCUUCUCCAGCUCCUAUGGGCGCAAGGAUAUCGAGCCGGCCAAAAAAGAACCCGAGAAGAAAAAGAAGCCGAAGUGCUCCAUACUGUAAACGGCAGUCGCGGUGGGGAGGGGGAUGCGUGGUCUAGGAUGACUGGUGGAUCAAAACUUAGGCUAACUUUGUGAAAGGUUUGUGUGUUUGUGCAGUGUUUAGGGUUUCAGUUAUAGCCGCCCUAAAUCCACAAGCUGUGUGCCUUUACUCUUUAUUUGCACCACAACCUAAGAUGCCUUCAGUAGAGUUAGGCUUCUUGUUGUCAACACGGUUCAGUAUUUUCUUUCAUGUGUCAGUGACAGAGUUGCAGAACCAUCCUGGUAAUCAAGGUCUUGUUAGCUGCAGUUUUCAUAGUAUAGCCUCCUCCCACAAAUCCAGCUUUCUUCAUCAGUAUACAUCAGUGUUUCUCAAUAUUCAGAUGGGAUAAACUAGGUACUUUCAUUGCAUGCAUCCCUGGUUAACACAUAUAAAAUCAUUAUUCACCUGCUAAAAGUAGCUCUGCCACUCUGACAGAUUUUGUCUGGUAGUUGUAUGUUAUAAAAAAAAAUAGCCGUCACUUGUGUGUGUGUGUGUGUUUGCUCAGCCUAGGAAGUAAUUGUAACAACAGCAUAUGGGCCAAAGUUAUGAUUUUGAUUAAGUGUAUUAGACUGAAUGUCAUUGAUAGAGAUGCUUCCUUGUUAAACCUUUGCACUGUGCAUAGUUUGAAAGGGCGAAUGCUGAUGAUUCGGGCAUUUGUUUCAACAGCUUGCACUUAGUACUUAUCAGAUGCUGUGAAUCCAAGUCCACGUUUUGCAAUCUUUUCUACUGCGCAAUGCUGCCAUGAUCCCUUUUAUUCACUUUGAAAAGCACUUCUCAUUUCAAUUUGUAUCAUUUGUGACUGUAGUUUUUCGAAGGGCAAGUCCUACUUUGUGCGAAUCACUAUUUUUGCACUUGUUUUGUACACUUAAUAAAAAAGAAUGUGCUUUGCUCCAGUCA
This is a messenger RNA of Mugil cephalus (flathead mullet), 3178 nucleotides long. It is a transcript of the gene cnp, whose product is annotated as 2',3'-cyclic nucleotide 3' phosphodiesterase. Lineage: Eukaryota; Metazoa; Chordata; Actinopteri; Mugiliformes; Mugilidae. Gene Ontology annotation, biological process: cyclic nucleotide catabolic process. The transcript is spliced from 4 exons. Gene Ontology annotation, molecular function: 2',3'-cyclic-nucleotide 3'-phosphodiesterase activity. Gene Ontology annotation, cellular component: cytoplasm; membrane. The record is from RefSeq and is a predicted model, not a curated record. Bases 203 to 2263 code for a protein of 686 amino acids.